CUUUCACAAAUCUUUCAAAUCUUUUAACGACAAAUUUGUUUCAAAAUUGUUAAAAGUAUCGCUUUAAGACCAAUUUUCAUUUAUUGUUGAGAUGGAAGAAGACUUUGCUAGGAAAAAGGCAAAAUGCAUUCAAGCAAUCAAGGGCAUUCAUUUACUCAUGGCUAAAAACAGGAUUCCCAUACCAAGCAAAUACCAAAAAAGUAGAGUCCAUGAAGACUUACCAUUUGAACCGAAGAUUAGGGAAGAGGAAAUUAUAAGAAGAUUCAAGUAUCUGGAACCUGAAAGUAGAGAACAGAUGGCUGAAAAGCUUAAUGAUUUGUUGGUGUAUGCCGAGGUGGCAAAGGCAUUGAGAUCCGAGUUAAUAGCAAUUAUUGUGUUGAGCAAAUUACGGAAGUGGGAAAAUCUACUUCUAGAGCCGCAUCUGGCAAUGCCACCCAUACCCUCACCAUCACCCGAACAGAAGCGACUGCUACUUGAACGUAAAAAAAAUAUUGAAGAAAGGGAUCAAAGGACAGCAAAUGUUUUAAAGCAAUUUGAAAAACAUGGAGAUGAUCGACGUGCCGCCGUACAAAGCAUUAACCCGUUCGACCCACCAGUUAGAACAAUAACACUUCCGCCUCAAACUAUUGGACAGCCACAGUCUCGAACGCACGAAACUACAGCUCAGAGGGUUGACCUUGACGAACAGCGUCGAAGAGAUAUAGAAGAAUACCAGAAAUUCGGUGCAAUUAGGAAACGGUUGCAUGACCUACCAGAAUUUCAGCGUGACUUAAAGGGACCAAAAUUACCUGAGCAUGAACUCCCCAUUACGUCACGAGCGAAGACAAAAGACAAUACAAAGUCUAUCUACAAGGAGCUUGCACAGCAGAAGAGGAUGGACGAAUUGAGACUACAAAUGAAGAAGGCAUUGUCUUUGAUCAACACGAAUCCUAACAAUCAAUCUGAUAAUGAUCGAUCGAACAACCCUCGACAACAAAAUAGAGAUUCAGAUGAACGAAGACGAAAUAUCGAAGAUCGAGAUCGACGUGUAGCAACUACUUUAAGGCAGUAUGAAGAACUAGGCCAAAGUCGUCGUGAUGCAGUGCAAAGCGUAAAUCCGUUUGAAGAAAGAGUUAGAACGAUAACUCUUCCGCCUCAAACUAUUGGACCCCCACAGUCCCAAAUCCGGGGACCGACUGCAAGGGUAGAUGUGGACGAUCAACGCCGCAGAGAUGUGGAGAAUUAUCAAAAAUUUGGAGCAAUAAGGAAGAGAUUGUAUGACCUUCCAGAAUAUCAAAGUGACUUGAAGGGACCAAAAUUACCGGAUCAUAAGGUUCCCUCGACUGUAACUGCAACGCCAUCUAAAUUUCAAGAACUUGAAAAACAGAGGACGGUAGAUAUGAUGAGACAGCAAUUGCAAGAAGCUUUUACUUCACGUAAGAUAAGACGUCCCAAUGACUCUGACAACAACCAGGUGACAACUAGUGAAGCAAGAACUACACAAUCGAAAGAAAUGAUUGCAGAAAGAGAUCAAAAGACAGCUCGUGUUCUAAAAGAAUAUGAAGAGCUUGGUAAACGUCGACGUGCAGAAGUUCGCACUGUCAAUCCAUUUCAAGACAAUGUUAGAACAGUGCGACUUCCUGAUCAAACAAUACCAAUGCCACACAGUUCAGGAACACCAGAAGCAACAGCUACGAGAGUAGACAUAGACGAACAAAGACGUAGAGAUAUUGAGGAUUAUCAAAAAUUUGGUGCGAUAAGAAAACGCCAGCACGAUAUACCAGAAUAUCAGCGUGAUCUAUUGGGACCAAAGUUACGAACUCAUGGACUUGCGUCGACCAAACCGAAGCGUGGACAAGCAGCUGAAACUCGAACCAAAUAUAAACAACUCGAAAAACAACGAGAAUUGGCCAAGUUACAACAAGACUUGCAGGAUGCGAUACAGUCGCGAAAACGAAUUCGUCGUGAUUCUCCAGAAAAUAUUCGAGAACGGCGUGACACUAAUACGGACACUGAUGCUAAAAAUCCUCUGAAUGAUCCAGACAAUGCCCCGACGAGUCCAGAGAACGAUCAGUAAAUUGAGUAUGGAAUAACUUGUGUAAUUAACCGAAUUUGAUUAUAGUGUGACUGUGUAAAUUUA
Bradysia coprophila is the source of this 2119-nucleotide messenger RNA. RefSeq lists its product as uncharacterized. The record is from RefSeq and is a predicted model, not a curated record. Lineage: Eukaryota; Metazoa; Arthropoda; Insecta; Diptera; Sciaridae.